Rhodotorula toruloides NP11 is the source of this 648-nucleotide messenger RNA. Its product is annotated as charged multivesicular body protein 5. Gene Ontology annotation, cellular component: multivesicular body. The coding region runs from base 1 to 648 and encodes 215 amino acids. The record is from RefSeq and is a predicted model, not a curated record. Gene Ontology annotation, biological process: late endosome to vacuole transport via multivesicular body sorting pathway; vesicle budding from membrane. The transcript is spliced from 5 exons. NCBI's taxonomy places the organism in Eukaryota, Fungi, Basidiomycota, Microbotryomycetes, Sporidiobolales, Sporidiobolaceae.
AUGAAUCGCCUCUUCGGCUCGUCCUCCUCGAAGCCGAAACCCUCUCUCGCCGAUGCGAUUGCUUCAACCGACCUCCGCGUUGACUCGAUCGAGGUCAAGAUCCGCAAGCUCGAUGCAGAGCUCACCAAGUACCGCGACCAGAUGAAGAAGAUGCGGGACGGGCCAGGGAAGAACGCCGUCCAGCAGCGCGCCCUUCGCGUUCUCAAGCAGAAAAAACUGUACGAGUCGCAGAUCGCGCAGCUCCAGCAGCAGAGCUUCAACAUGGAGCAGGCGAGCAUGACGACCGAGAACCUGCGCAAUACAAUGGCGACGGUCGACGCGAUGAAGACCGCCAACAAGGAGAUGAAGAAGCAGUACGGGAAGAUCGACAUUGACAAGAUUGAAGCAAUGCACGACGACAUGGCGGACCUGCUCGACUCCGCGAACGACGUGCAGGAAGCGAUGUCGCGGACGUAUGGCGUACCGGAAGAGGUGGACGAGGCGGAUCUCGAGGCGGAACUUGAGGCGCUCGGGAACGAGUUCGAGGAGGAGGAGGGGAUCCCGUCUUACCUCCAGGCGGAUGCGACGAGCGAGCUGCCGGACUUUGUGGACGAGGUGCCACAGAAGGAGGAGGCUCCGAAGGAACGGCUCGGCGAAGGUGUGGUCUAG